UUGCAGGCACUUUUGCUUCAAAUCAACCUCAGACUUUGUUUUGGAGCGUAAGUGGGGCUCUGAAAUGCAGCAAAUAUUCCCCGGCACUUUGAGUCCUGCCUCUGCUUUCCCGAGGACUUGGGAAAUGCUAUUUUUACCCUCGCCUGCCGAAUUUGCGCUGUAUUUUAAGUAGCCUCGUGUGGACGUCUCUCGCUCGAGCCCUGGAGCCUCGUGUCAAGAUCAUCCGUGCACGAGUCAUUGGAGGAGCUUUAAUGCAAAGGCUGAGAGCGCUGGCAGCCGUCCUCCUCCCGAAAUAUCCGUGGGGCUGUGCCAGCCCCCACCCCCGCUAACCCCAACCCACUCUCCGCAGGGCUCCGUGGAUUGCCCCAACCUGGAGUUCGAGUACAGGGAUGCCGACGGCCACGGCGCCGAGUUAGCAGAGCUGUACAGCUACACCGAGGAGCCCGAGCUCAGCACCAACAGGAGAUGCUUUGAGGAGGAUUUUCACACUCAAGUGCAGGGCAGGAGGUGGCUGGAGCUGGACGGGGCUCAGCAGAAGGCCUACGUCAUGCGCCUGCUGGAUGGGCUUGAGGUGGUCAACAGGGACAAGCGGCUCAAAGUAGCACGGGCCAUCCUCUACCUGGCACAGGGUGUCUUCGGAGACUGCGAUAACGAAGGCGACAUCCUGCACUGGUCUCGGCACAACAGCUUCCUCCUGUACCGGCUGGGAACCUUCACCGCCUUCCUGGAGCUCCUCAACAUGGAGAUUGACAACAGCCAGGCCUGCAGCAGCGCCCUGCGGAAGCCGGCCAUCUCGCUGGCCGACAGCACCGAGCUCAGGGUGCUGCUCAGUGUCAUGUACCUGAUGGUGGAGAACAUCCGUGUGGAGCAGGAAACGGAUCCCCCUGAGUGGAAGACCUGCCGGGAGACCUUCAGGAUGGAGCUGAGUUUCCCCAUGCACACUGAAGAGCCAUUUGCUCUUCUGCUCUUCACAAUGGUGACCAAGUUCUGCAGUGGCCACGCUCCACACUUCCCUAUGAAGAAGGUUCUGCUCCUGCUCUGGAAGGUGCUUCUGGUGGGUGAAAAUCCUUCCUUUUUCCAGCAACCGGUCAUUUUGGGAAUCAAUGCUGAUGCAGCCUGGAUGUUCCCCACUAUAUGA
Athene cunicularia (burrowing owl) is the source of this 1138-nucleotide messenger RNA. It is a transcript of the gene STRIP2, whose product is annotated as striatin interacting protein 2. Gene Ontology annotation, cellular component: cytosol. Gene Ontology annotation, biological process: cytoskeleton organization. The transcript is spliced from 7 exons. Lineage: Eukaryota; Metazoa; Chordata; Aves; Strigiformes; Strigidae. The coding region runs from base 548 to 1138 and encodes 196 amino acids. The record is from RefSeq and is a predicted model, not a curated record.